Messenger RNA from Jatropha curcas, 827 nucleotides. Lineage: Eukaryota; Viridiplantae; Streptophyta; Magnoliopsida; Malpighiales; Euphorbiaceae. The record is from RefSeq and is a predicted model, not a curated record.
UAUAAUUCACCAUAACUCAUAUAUGGCUACGAGAAAAAGACCUGUCAACUUUUCCUCCACAAAACUUAUAUUCAUAACCAUCUUACUGUUGGCAAUUACUUUAGCUAAUGCUGCAGGGUUAAGAGAAACAAAGAUGACAAUAUAUUUGCAAGGUUUCUCAACCGGUCCCAAUGCUACAGUUGUUGCAGUUGCAGGCAUACCAGGCAAGCAUUUGUCAUUUACGCAAUUUGGAACAAUCUUAGUCACCGAUGAUCCCAUAACUGAAACUCCUGAUAUUAACUCUGCUCAAGUUGGGCGAGCUCAAGGCAUGUACGCAACAGCAAGCUUGGAUGGAAUUAACUCACAAGUCUCCAUAUCAAUUUUGUUCACUAAUACAGCCUAUUGUGGCAGCAUUUUGCAGAUUCAAGGCAUUAGUAAGCAAUUUGAUAACGUUAGAGAGCUUUCUGUAGUUUCUGGGACUGGAAGGUUUAGGUAUGCAAGGGGGUAUGUUACGUUUGAAACAUAUUUUGUUGAUAAGUCAUCGGUUUACUCGGUCGUCCGGUGCAAUAUUUCUGUACUGCAUUAUUGACUUUUGAUUUUUUUUUUCCUACUCCAGUCCAAGAUGGAUAAUAGAUUUGCAAAGCACUAGAAAAACGUUUUUUACAGGAUCGUUAAACUUCUGGGCUGGCCCUCGAAUAGCAUAAUUGCUCGACACUACCUUCCUCGAUCUUCGGAUUUCUUCUCUUUUAGCACAUUUGAUUGUUAUCUUAUGUUCAAUUAAAGCUUGGCUAUGGCAAUAAUUGUGUGUUUUUUUUAAAAUAUUAAAUUAUUGUGGUUAGCAAUGUGAA